AUUACAAUUAUAUAUACGACUAUAGCGCAGUCUGUAUUGGUAUACUGCAGUGUUUUGUGAGCUGUUAGUUUCUUCCACUUUCGUCAAGUUUUGGAGGUAAUAUUAACAUAAUGGACACCCAACGGGAAGAAAAGAUUGCCGCGGCAAAACGAAAACUCAGGCAGUUUAAACAAAAGAAACAUAAAGCCAAAAAGGCAGCAGUACCAUCAACAGAUGAAAACCAACCAAAUACUGCUUUGCCUUCUCUUGUUUCUGAUGAUGCGUCUUCAGUUGCAAGUGAAGAUAUAGUUACACCGGUGUCCUACCAACAGGAUAUUACAACACAUAAUGAAAAACCUUUGGAUACAAGCCGCAUAUCUGAUUGUACAGAUACUAAAAACUCAAGUCAAACAAAGUAUACUGACAAUGAAAAUGUUGUAAUACAUGGGGAACAUUUAUCAUUGCAAGAAGAAGUAAAUGCCCUGAACAGUAUCCAGCAAAAUAACUCUAAUAAUAGUAUUGGUGAUACCAAUUCUGACAUUUAUACAAAUGGAGACUCACAGCAAACUGUAGAAGAGAAUGUUACUACCGUGGUAAAUGAAAGUCCCUAUGAAGAAAAACAGCCACUUUCAACCAGUGUUAACACCUCCAUUUACAAUGGAAACCCAGAAAGUAACAGAAGUGACUUGGCAACUACUGAAAGCUUGAUUCAAAUAUCAAACAAACUAAACGAACUUGCUGCUGAAGCACAAUCUGUAUCAAGUAAUGAUGUGAAAAAAGAUGACUCCAUAGUUUCAGUCCUUACUAAUCGAAACCAGGAGUUGUCCAAACAAAUAUGUGAGCUUACCCAACAUAAGCAACAACUGCUUUUACAAGUUAAUCAACUGAAUCAUCAGAUGCAUGAAAUGCAAGUCAAACUGGAAAAGGAAGAACACCAGCUUCAUGCACGUAGUGUAAAAGAGGAGAGUUCCCUACGCCAGCAAAUACAGGUUCAAAUGCAAACGAUCGGGAUUCUUGUAGCAGAGAAGCAGGAGCUGCAGCAUCAGGUACAUGAAGCUCAACAGUCAUCCGCACAUCAUAGGAACUCUCAUCAGAGACUUAGUGAACAACUCCAAGAAUCAAAAAGGAAACUACAAUCUAAUGAUCUUGAAAUGAGAACAAAAGAUGGCGCUAUCAGUCUUCUCCAGACGACUAAAGCUGACAUAGAGAAGGAAAGAGAAGAGCUUCAAAUAUCUGUCAAUAAAAUAAACAAAAUAAAAGAGGAACACAAGAUGCAUGCGAGUGAACUCACACAGAAGCUUGCAGUCAAGGAAAGCGAAUGCCAUGAAUUGAACAACGAACUCUCAGAUUUAAAUGAAAAACUUUCCAUGGCAGAAGUUCUUUUACAGCAGCUCUCCAGUCCCUCUAGUGAUCAACAGGCACAGCAACAGCUAACCGAAAUGCAGGAAGAAAGAGAUUCACUUGCACAAAAGUUAACUGAGUAUCAGCAAUCAUUUGAACAUCUAACAAGGGAAAGGGAGCAAUUAUCAAGGCAGUAUGAAGAGGUGAACAAACAGAAACAUAAACAAGUGGAUCAACUUACUGAUGAGGUGAAUUAA
Messenger RNA from Ciona intestinalis (vase tunicate), 1577 nucleotides. The record is from RefSeq and is a predicted model, not a curated record. NCBI's taxonomy places the organism in Eukaryota, Metazoa, Chordata, Ascidiacea, Phlebobranchia, Cionidae.